AUGUCUUCCAAACCUGCUAUCGGAUUCUGCGGCCUAGGUGCGAUGGGAAUGGGCAUGGCCACAAACCUCGUCAAGCAAGGCUACCCCGUAACCGGCUUCGACGUCUACCCUCCGUCUCUGGAAAAAUUCGCAAACGCAGGAGGCAAGCCCUCGUCAUCGCUCUCCGAAUCAGCAAAGGACAAGGCCUUCUACAUCGUCAUGGUAGCGUCAGCGCCACAGGCUCAACCCGCGCUGUUCGGCGACGACGGCAUCGUGAAAGCACUUCCCCAAGGCGCCACGCUGAUCUUGUGCUCGACGGUAGCGAGCCAGUAUGUCAAGAGCGUGGAGGAAGAGUUGAAAGAUGUAGGCCGGGGAGACAUUUUCUUCAUCGACGCGCCUGUUUCUGGCGGUGCGGGACGGGCUGCAGAUGGUACGUUGUCGAUCAUGGCAGGCGCGUCGUCUGCAGCGUUCGAAAAGGGAAAAUGGCUGCUUCAAGAGAUGAGCGCGCCGAGCAAAUUAUUCAUUGUAGAAGGUGGAAUCGGCGCGGGAAGUAAUAUGAAAAUGGUCCAUCAAGUACUCGCAGCGAUUCAGAUCCUUGCUGUCUCGGAAGCGUAUGGGUUUGCGGCUAGGUUGGGCUUGAACGGCAAGGAGGUACAUGAUGCAGUGCUCAAGAGUCAGGGGUGGAGUUGGAUGUUUGAGAAUAGGAGUCAGAGGACGCUGAAGGAGGAUUAUUUCCCAGGUGCGAGUGCUGUGACGAUUAUUUUGAAAGACACUGGCAUCAUAACAUACAUGUCCCGCAGCCUCAACUUCCCCGCCAAACUCUGCUCCGUCGCGGAACAAGUCUACUUCUCCGCUCUGGACCGCGGCUGGGGUGCCAACGACGAUGCCGGUCUCGUUCGUCUUUGGACCUCGGAACCUGUUUCUUCCAUCAACACAUCGGCUGCCGACAAAGACGCAGCUCUCCAGCUCGUCGUUGACCUACUAACUGGCAUCCAUCUUGUUUCUGCUGCCGAGUCAAUUUCACUAGCGCAAAAUGUUGGCAUCCCACUUCCACAGCUUUACGAGUUGGCAUGUGAUGCUGCCGGUGGAAGUUCAAUGUUCAAGGACGCUGGUGGCAAAAUGAUUGAGGUUUUGGAGAAGAAGGGCGAUGGAAAGGCCAGCGUACUAGGGGGGUACGCAGAGAAGUUGAAGAUUGCGGUGGACAAGGCACAAGAGAUCAAAUGCCCGGUUUUCUUGGGCAGUGCUGCAUUGAACACUUUAUUAGCGACUGGUCCAGAGUUGAGUCUGGUAGCACUUUUGGAGGGAUAUAGCGUAAAAUAGGCAAAGGAGACGAGAAGAAACGUAGCAAUGUAUUGCGAUCUUUGAUAUUGCUAUGGAAAUCACUUCAGGGAUGUCGGAGAGAAUCAGCCUCGGGAUUCCACUUGAGAGUGAUUUAAGCAUCAGAUCAAUCGUAUAUUUGU
Messenger RNA from Parastagonospora nodorum SN15, 1439 nucleotides. RefSeq lists its product as hypothetical. Bases 1 to 1299 code for a protein of 432 amino acids. The record is from RefSeq and is a predicted model, not a curated record. Lineage: Eukaryota; Fungi; Ascomycota; Dothideomycetes; Pleosporales; Phaeosphaeriaceae. Gene Ontology annotation, molecular function: NADP binding; oxidoreductase activity; NAD binding. The transcript has 2 exons.